Molecule: messenger RNA, 4559 nt
Organism: Peromyscus eremicus (cactus mouse)
Lineage: Eukaryota; Metazoa; Chordata; Mammalia; Rodentia; Cricetidae
Gene: Sh3pxd2b
Product: SH3 and PX domains 2B
Exons: 13
Coding region: 28-2769 (913 amino acids)
Biological process (GO): superoxide anion generation
Molecular function (GO): superoxide-generating NADPH oxidase activator activity; protein binding; phosphatidylinositol binding
Source: RefSeq, a predicted model, not a curated record
GCACGGCGCUGGGCGCGGAGAACCGCCAUGCCGCCGCGGCGCAGCAUCGUGGAGGUGAAGGUGCUGGACGUGCAGAAGCGGCGCGUGCCCAACAAGCAUUAUGUCUACAUCAUCCGAGUCACGUGGUCCAGCGGCACCACAGAGGCCAUCUACCGGCGCUACAGCAAGUUCUUCGACCUCCAGAUGCAGAUGCUGGACAAGUUCCCCAUGGAAGGAGGACAGAAGGAUCCCAAGCAGAGGAUCAUUCCAUUUCUGCCAGGCAAAAUCCUCUUCCGCCGCAGCCACAUCCGGGACGUGGCUGUCAAACGCCUGAUACCGAUUGACGAGUACUGUAAGGCCCUGAUCCAGCUGCCCCCCUACAUCUCUCAGUGUGAUGAGGUACUGCAGUUUUUUGAGACAAGACCUGAGGACCUGAAUCCUCCCAAAGAAGAGCAUAUUGGGAAGAAGAAAUCAGGGAGUGACCUGACCUCAGUGGACCCCAUGGUCCUGGAGCAGUAUGUGGUGGUGGCAGAUUAUCAGAAGCAGGAGAGCUCAGAGAUCAGCCUCAGCGUGGGCCAAGUAGUGGACAUCAUUGAGAAGAAUGAGUCAGGUUGGUGGUUCGUCAGCACCGCUGAGGAGCAAGGCUGGGUUCCUGCGACCUGCCUCGAGGGCCAGGACGGGGUGCAAGAUGAGUUUUCCCUCCAGCCUGAGGAAGAGGAGAAGUAUACAGUCAUCUACCCAUACACAGCUCGUGACCAGGACGAAAUGAACCUAGAGCGAGGGGCUGUGGUGGAAGUCAUCCAGAAGAACCUGGAAGGCUGGUGGAAGAUCAGGUUCCAGGGCAAAGAGGGCUGGGCCCCUGCUUCCUACCUAAAGAAGAGCAGCGGGGAGCCCUUGCCCCCAAAGCUGGGCCCCAGCUCAUCUGCCCACUCAGGGGCCCUCGACCUGGAUGGUGUUUCUCGGCAGCAGAAUGCUCUGGGCAGGGAGAAGGAGCUGCUCAACAACCAGAGGGAUGGCCGGUUUGAAAGUCGCCUGGUGCCAGAUGGUGACGUUAAGCAGAGAUCACCAAAGAUGAGGCAGAGACCCCCUCCUCGCCGGGACAUGACCAUUCCUCGAGGCCUCAACCUGCCGAAGCCUCCCAUCCCGCCCCAGGUGGAAGAAGAGUAUUACACCAUUGCAGAGUUCCAGACCACCAUCCCAGACGGCAUCAGCUUCCAGGCCGGCCUGAAGGUCGAGGUGAUUGAGAAGAGUUUAAGUGGUUGGUGGUACAUUCAGAUGGACGAUAAGGAGGGAUGGGCUCCAGCAACCUUCAUUGACAAGUACAAGAAGACCAGCAGAGCCUCAAGACCCAACUUCCUGGCUCCCCUGCCUCAUGAGAUGACUCAGCUCCGGCUUGGGGAUGCAGCUGCAAUGGAGAACAGUCUGGGUCCAGAAGCAGUGGGGCCCUCCAGGCCCCUGCCCGAGGCACCACAUGGUGCUAUGGACUCUGGGAUGCUGUGGUCCAAAGACUGGAAAGGGGGAAAAGAGGCCCCAAGAAAGGCAUCUUCAGACCUGUCUGCAUCAGCAGGCUAUGAGGAGAUCUCAGACCCCACACAGGAGGAGAAGCCCAGCCUCCCUCCACGCAAAGAGUCCAUCAUCAAGUCCGAAGAGGAGCUGCUGGAGAGGGAGAGACAGAAGAUGGAGCCACUCCGGGGCUCCUCCCCCAAGCCACCUGGCAUGAUUUUGCCAAUGAUUCCGGCCAAGCAGGCCUCGCCGGCCCGGGACAGCAGGAAGCCAGAGCCCAAACCCGACAAAACCAAGUUGUUCCCACUGAAAAACGACAUGGGACUGGAGUGUGGCCACAAGGUGCUGGCCAAGGAAGUGAAGAAGCCCAACCUCCGUCCUGUCCCCAGGUCCAAAGCCGAGCUGCCCGAGGAGAAGGCUUCGGAAGCCACUCCCCAAAAUCUGUUCUUGAAGUCUAGACCUCAGGUUAGGCCCAAACCAACUCCUUCCCCCAAGACGGAGCCAGCUCAGAGGGAAGAUCAAGUGGACAUCUACAACUUCAGGAGCAAGCUCAGACCUGCCAAGUCCCAGGAGAAAGCCUUAUUGGAUGGGGAGAGCCACCAUGCUGCUGGGGGCCAUGACGCAGCUCUCAGCCGAAGCUUCCUUCCAGCGGAGGGACCUGGCCGUGGUCAGGACAGGUCUGGCCGACAGGAUGGGCUGAGUCCAAAGGAGACACCCUGCAGAGCCUCUCCCAGGCCGGCCAAGACCACGGACCCUGCACCCAAAAGUUUGCCUAUGCCUGUCCAAGAAGCUACCCAGCAAAGACCCGUGGUCCCUCCUCGGAGACCCCCACCCCCCAAGAAGACCUCCUCAUCACCGUUGUUGUGCAGGCCCCUCCCAGAGGUCAGAGGACCACAGCGUGAAGCCAACGAAAGCCGGGCCGUUCCUGCCCCAGGCCGUGCCCUCCUUGUCCCUCCGAAAGCCAAACCCUUCCUGACCAGCUCCUCCUCCUCGGCAGGCCAGGGUGACGUGCGAAGCAAAGGUGGGCUGGGGCCACGCCUGGCCGGCAAGGUGGGAGAAAACCGAGAGAAAGCAGCCUCCUUCCUCAAUGCCGAUGGCCCAAAGGACUCACUGUAUGUGGCUGUGGCCAACUUUGAAGGAGACGAAGACACCAGCAGCUUCCAAGAAGGGACAGUGUUUGAAGUUCGGGAGAAGAACAGCAGUGGCUGGUGGUUCUGCCAGGUCCUCAGCGGGGCUCCUUCCUGGGAAGGCUGGAUUCCUUCCAACUACCUCCGGAAGAAACCUUAGCUUCCCCACCCUGCCCAGAGACCCCGCAGUCCCUGCCGGCCUCUCCCACGUAUUUAAUAUGCAUCUUAAUUUAUCAGUCUCCACACAGUUUCAAGGAAGGAGGCCACUGGGGUGCUGUGGCUUCUUCCCUCCCAGAGUGGAGAAUGCUUGGUGCAGAGAUGUCCUGUCACCUGGGGUCUGAUUCUCCUGUUGUGGCACCCCCCAAAAGGCUCGAAAGCCACACAGCCUUUGCUAGGUAGAGAUCACAUCAACAUCUUUCUCUAUAGUAGCACCCAUCCUCCUAGUCAAUAGCAUUGUCACCUAGGAGCAGGACAGUGACACUCAGAUCUCCAGGUCUGAGACCUGUCACCUGGAGAGCUUCCAGACUGCACCCCAGUGCUCAGAUGUGGCAUAGAGGGACAGCCCACACGGCCUGCGACAACUCUAACGUCUCCAUGUUUCCGGAAGCCCGGUAGUGGCUUUGUUCAGUGUUCCCAGAAUGCCUGGUACCCGGAAGAACCGUGUCCUGAAGGACUCGGCUUCCAGGCUUUCUGUUUCUACGUCCUGACCAGAUGCAGCUUCCGUGAAGUGAUCCUGGAGAUUCACUCACUCAUCCCGCCUCCCGUCUGCCUUGGACCAGGAUCAGUCCUAAAGGAGCAUGCCUCACUUCACUGCUGCAGCCUCUGGUCCAUCCAGGGCUUUGAAAUUACAAAAGCCUCCCAGUCCCACCUCCCCCAGUCCCUAAAACAAGUCUCCAAGUUUGUUUAAGUAAGGGGCCCUUUGCAAGGCAUACAGCCUGUGAGAGCUUUUUUCCCUAGUAGGUGCCAAACUGCCCUUGGGCUUUUGCCUUCAUGUCCAAACCUUCAACCAGCCCCCACUGUUCUAUCGCACCCAUUUUCCAGAUGAGAAAACGCAGGCUAUACGGGCCCCAGGACGUACCAGCUAGGAAGAGGAGGGGGAGGAGGUUCGAGUCCAGGCCUGCCUGAUUCCAACACCCAUGUUCUUCUGGCAAGAACAAGCCGGUGAGGGAGGAGAGGCGGGUUGACCAGGGCAGAUGGCCUGGGGGCUUCCUUGUGGUAUGAGCAAGGGGACAGUAGUGACUGCCCUAGACUUGUGGCUGCUUCUCCGGGGCAGGGUAUGCCCUGGAUCCUUGGUAGCUGGCACAGAGCCUGUAGGCUGGUACCCCAUGUGGGGAUGGGGAAUACGGAGAGCGGAGGCAGUGUCUCUUGGUGGUUUAAAGAGGGCUCUGGUGGCCAAGGACCAGCAGCCGGGUCUGUGGUAAACUAAGCAGAGCAGUAGUAGCCAAGACCCUGCAGUAGCCAAGACUCUUGCCCCCGGCAGGUGUGGCUUCCUGGAGAACUGCCCAGGGCAGCCCUUCCCUAUUUUGACUAAAUAGACUUAACUGGGACCUCAAGAGGUCUGCUUAGCUAUCACAGGGCUAAAAUCAGGACUCAGAUUUCUAGCCCCCAGCCCAGAGCAACUUGUACCUAUGAACAGGCUUCCUGUAACAGAGGGGUGGGGUUGAGAGAACAGAACUCCAUCUCAUCCCAAAGACCCUGCAGAAGAGGCUGCCCUGUCCUGCUCUAUGCCUACCCCAGGAAUCUCUCUCACUCGCACACACCCUUCUUUUAUUAACCUGUGCUUUGGGAACCACAAAGCCCAUUUUUCAAGGUGUUUGCAUCCUACCUGCAGUGCCAAAGAUUUUGUGCAAGCAGAUCUCUUCUGCGCCCCCACCCCUCCCCAGCCCCGUCUCUGUGCCCCUCUGACCCAUGGUGGCACGUGGCUCUGUUCCUCUGCUCAGCCCCCCCACC